AUGGACGCCCUUACUCCGAAUGAGCAGCAGGUGCUUGCCAAACGCAUGGAACAGAAGCAGAUGAAAGAGGUUAUGAAUGCGUACUCAAAUGUUGUCCAACGCUGCUUUGAGGACUGCAUCUUUGAUUUCACAACCAAAUCCAUGACCCCAAGAGAAAUUGGCUGCACCAACCGCUGCUUUGACAAAUUUAUCAAGGCAUCUGAGCGAGUCUCCCUUCGUUUCCAGGAACAGAACGCUGCUAUGGCGCAGUCCGGCAAAUUGCCGGGAAGCAGCUAA
This is a messenger RNA of Microsporum canis CBS 113480, 276 nucleotides long. RefSeq names its product mitochondrial import inner membrane translocase subunit tim9. The coding region runs from base 1 to 276 and encodes 91 amino acids. NCBI's taxonomy places the organism in Eukaryota, Fungi, Ascomycota, Eurotiomycetes, Onygenales, Arthrodermataceae. The record is from RefSeq and is a predicted model, not a curated record. The transcript is spliced from 3 exons.